Messenger RNA from Chrysemys picta bellii (western painted turtle), 3451 nucleotides. Lineage: Eukaryota; Metazoa; Chordata; Testudines; Emydidae. The record is from RefSeq and is a predicted model, not a curated record.
CCUCCUUCACUGAGCUGGGAGUGGGUAGCACAUGUGGGGUCUGGUGUAGCUAGCUGCAGCUAAGUUAAACUCUGCCUUGGAGCAUCUAGUUCUCUGCAGUCGCAUGGGUGUCUCUGUGGAGUAAUGUCCUUCAGGGCUGUGGUUUUAUUGCAGAUAAAGGCCCCCAUCAAAAGCUGUGUAUUAAGCCAUGGAGACAGAUGAGGGAUUGAUUCUCAACGUGAGUUCUCUGCCUUCCCCAGAGUCCCACCAUUCUGCAGGACACAAGAGGUUCCGCAAGCCAUUGCCCGGCAAGGACAAGUGGCAAUCUAAAGCUCUGAAAAGGAAGCUCCAAUGGGCAGACGAAGGCACACCUUCAAAGCAGAAACCCAAGUUGUCAGUAUCCCCAAUCAAGAAAUGCACUAAGGAGGCUGACAUCUGCGUGAAAGGAAAUUUGUCAUCAAAAUCUCCUCCGAAGAAGCACUCGACGGUCAGACAGAAUGAGAGCCUAAGCAGCAGACCUUUCAUUAAGACGUCGUGUCUGUUUAAAAACAACCCUAAGAUUCCAGAAAUUCACAGAGGUGGAGUGAAACAGGUGCAGGAAAAAGUUUUCACUUCAGAUUCUUUCAGCCAGCUGGACCUCCAUCCCCAUCUGAUUUCCACAAUAACCACGGUCUUGAAGAUGUCUAGUAUGACCAGUGUUCAGAAGCAAACUAUUCCUGUGCUGCUAAAAGGCAAGGAUGCACUGGUGAGGUCCCAGACAGGGUCAGGUAAAACUCUUGCCUAUGGUAUCCCCCUUGUACAGUCCUUGCAGGGAAUGAAGUCAAAAAUACAGCGCAGCGAUGGGCCUUAUGCACUUAUAUUAGUUCCAACCAGAGAGCUAGCCCUACAGAGCUUUGAUACAGUCCAGAAAUUGCUGAAGCCAUUUACCUGGAUUGUGCCUGGCGUGCUAAUGGGGGGAGAAAAGAGGAAGUCUGAAAAAGCCAGAUUACGUAAAGGAAUAAAUAUCCUCAUUUCAACUCCUGGCCGCCUGGUUGAUCACAUCAAGUCCACAAAGUGCAUUCACUUCCGUCGUAUUCAGUGGCUGAUUAUGGAUGAGGCCGACAGGAUCCUGGACAUGGGCUUUGAGAAGGAUGUGACCGUGAUACUCAAUGCUUUAAAUGCAGAGAGCGAGAGGCGGCAGAAUGUCCUGCUCUCAGCCACGCUCACAGAAGGAGUAACGAGGUUGGCCAAUAUCAGUUUGCAUGAUCCAGUGAGCAUUGCCAUUGUGGAGGAAACCUGGGACAGAACCACACCAGAGCAGGAAGCCAUUGGUUCACCAGCCCGCAUGGAAGAGGAUGGCUUUGCCAUACCGGAGAAGCUCAAGCAGCAUGUGGUGGUGGUUCCCAGCAAACUGAGGCUUGUCACGCUAGCAGCUUUUAUCCUGGGGAAGUGCAAGUUUGAAAAACGCCACAAGAUGAUCGUUUUUUUCUCCAGCUGUGAGCAAGUGGAGUUCCACUACAAGCUCCUCCUGAAAGUCCUGCUGGGAGGUCAAGAGGCUGAAGAACCUGAACGUUUGCCACUCCCCUCUUCCCACUUAAAGUUCCUGCGACUACACGGCAACAUGGAACAGGAGGAAAGGACAGCAGUGUUCCAGGAGUUCUUACAAUGCAAGACAGGCAUCUUACUUUGCACUGAUGUCGCAGCACGAGGAUUAGACCUGCCUCAGGUCACAUGGAUUGUUCAGUAUAACGCUCCGGCUUCGCCUGCAGAAUACGUCCACCGAAUUGGGAGGACGGCUCGGAUUGGCUGUCACGGGAACAGCUUGCUCGUCCUGACUCCUUCGGAGGCAGAAUAUGUCAACUCGCUGGCUUCUCACAAGAUUAAUGUCUCCGAAAUGAAGAUGGAGGAUAUUCUGUCCAGCCUGAUGAAAGACGAUCGUUUCCAGGGGCGCCGGUGGGGAACCAAGAAAUCCCGUGGCACGAACCCCCAGGAAGUGCGGGAACGGGCGACGGUCUUGCAGACGGAAUUUGAAAAUUAUGUGCACUCCGGUGAGGGAACUGUCCAGUGGGCAAAGAAAGGUAGGAUCUGUAAAGUGUGGCACAGAGCAAUACAGUGAGUUUUUACCAUCUCUUCUUAGAUUUGAGAAUAUGGCAGUGGGACAGGAGGCAAGAGAUUGCAUCUGCUCUGGGGGGAAAUUACCAUGAGAGUGGCCAGAGAUCCUGUACUGAUGCACUGCCUCCUGGCAGAAACCAAAGGGAUGGGACAAUAUGAACUGAUACAGCCCUCCUAUUCUACAAGGCUGAUCUGGGGCACAGGGAAUGUACAUGGAAAAACAAAAUACCUGUUGUGAAAACAGUGUCCAAGGCAAAUUACUAACUGUUACCCAAACUUAAUAUUGGAUGCCCUUUCGAGGACCCCAGUCCUGCACCCAAGGAACUGAACCAUCUAUGCUCUAGGGUAAUAUAGAAGUAGAUUAUUUUCCUUUGAACCUUCUUCCUUCCAUCUCACUUCACCUCCUGGUCAAUUUCUUCCCAUCCCACUCAGUUACGAGCUAAAUACUGCUGUCCUAACUUCAGUAGAAUUCCCAUUGACUUCAGUGCAGAACUUCCCAUUGACUUCUAAGAGAGCAGGGUUCUUUAUGAAUUCACUGUAUAUUGAAUUAUUAACAAUCUGAAUCAUUCUUACCAAAACAAAAAACCCACAAUAAAAGUGAAAUACUUUCCUUGUGGAUGGUAAUGUCUGCCAGAAAAGAUCAUUCCAUUUCAAGGUACAAAUAAAGAAAGUGAUCAGAGAGCACCAUCUUGUAACGGUACAUGCUGGGGAGGGAGAAGAUGCUCCCGAUAUAUAAUGUAAAUUCAGGAUUCAAGGCUGUUGUAUUAAAUUUAAGACAAAUGGCUAGGUCUGUUGCCAAGAGAGCAGAGGUGCUAUUUUCUGAAUGUCGUGCUAGCUUCUUGAGUAAGGACAUAGUGAAGGAAUCGUGUUUAGUAAUAGAUCUUCCUGCCCUAAUCUAAUCUGUACAUUUCAAAUGGCAUGCAUCAAGAUGAUGAUGAGCAAGGAACUGGGAGUUGGAAUUCUAGGGUUCUGGUCCUAGCUUUGACCUUGGGCAUGUCAUAGAAUAGCUCUCUGCCUCGUUUUCACCUUUAAAUUCUUGCAUCACUCCUCUGGAGGCCUGGGAAGCUCAAUUCAGUCAUGUUUUAAAGCGUUUUGAGCUCUUUGGAUGGAAGGUGCUAGAGACUUGCGAAAUAUAAUAGCCAAACCUUGCUGUUGUGGACGUUGCUAUGAACUGCUUGAUUGAUGCUAUAGUACUUUUAUGGUUUUUAACCAAGUAUCUCAAAGCUCAUUACAAACACAAGGGCCAAACCUUCCUCCCUGAUCAAAUUCUUGCUCCUAACCCACUAGGCUUCUUGACACUCCAGUGAGUGUCCCCUGUUAUCCCCAUUUUACAGCGGAGGAAACUCCGAGGCCGAGAGCCAUUCCAUGACUUAGGCCUGGU